Molecule: messenger RNA, 249 nt
Organism: Caenorhabditis briggsae
Lineage: Eukaryota; Metazoa; Nematoda; Chromadorea; Rhabditida; Rhabditidae
Exons: 2
Coding region: 1-249 (82 amino acids)
Source: RefSeq, a predicted model, not a curated record
AUGAUCUUCAAGGCGUUGAUAUUCAUUCUGGCAAUUUGCCUUGUUCCUUCUGUACUCACUUUAGGAUCACUGACACCAUCCGCUGCGUUUAGAGCCAACAUGCAGCAACGUCAUCGUUCACCAAACUCGCUUUUCUACAUGAACGAUGCGCCAGCAGGACAGUUUUUGGACGAGUUGAAGCAGCCGAUCUACAAACGCUUCAAACCUUGUUAUUACUCUCCAAUCCAGUGUCUCAUCAAGAGAAAGUAA